AUGCAUGUCUUUUCAUUCAUCUCGGCUCUUGUUGGCCUGUGGUCAUGCCUUGCCUCUGGUUUUACGAAUCCCAUCAAGACCGGCAGUGAUCCCCAUAUCGCCUACCAUGAUGGAAUGUACUAUCUGACUUCUACAACUUGGACUGAUGUUCGCAUUACGGCAGCCUCCACAAUCGAGGGCCUGAAGACGGCAGAAUCCCACGUCAUAUGGUCCGAUAGGUCAAACCCGGCUAGAGCAUGUAACUUUUGGGCUCCGGAGAUGCACAAGGUUGGGAAUCGUUGGUACGUCUACUUUUCGGCAAGCUUGUGUAAUUCCGACUGGGGUAUCGUGUUGCCGUCCUUGAGGGUAUACGCGCUGGAAGGUGGCACUGAGAACCCUCUCUCUGCCGAUUAUAAAAUCUCAGAUCCUGUUUUACCUCCUAAUUAUAACGCUGGUAUGCUUGAUGCGGCAUGUAACGAACUCCUUCCUACCCAUAGACACUCUCUAAUCAAGGACCGCCAGACCCUCUUCAAUAUUGAAGGCACUACGUAUUUUCUGUUCUCGGCAGUUGAUGGCCCCGAAAGCCCUGACGGAGCAUCCCUCUGGAUUGCCGAACUCCUUUCACCAACUACUUGUGGAAAUGCGACUAUGAUAGCAGCGCCCGAGUUCGACUGGGAGCAAGAGGAUUCUGCCGUUCUUGAGGGACCGUAUGGCAUUAUAUCCCCUGCCGGCAUCAUCUAUGUGGUCUACUCGGCCGACUCUUGUAACACACCCGCUUACAAGCUCGGCGUCAUGAAGUUCACCGCCGGAGCUGACCCUCUGGAUCCUAAAUCAUGGGCCAAGUCUCCUGAACCAAUCUUUCAGACCAUGAAUGGUCUUUAUGGACCAGCCCAUAAUGCAUUCUUCAAGAGUCCCGACGGCACGGAGGAUUGGCAGGUCUUCCACGCCAAUCUGAAUGCUAAUGAUGGCUGUGGCAGUACCCGCAAGACCUUUAUCCAACCUGUCAACUGGAAGGAUGACCAGAUUGACCUGGGGGAGCCCCUUCCUGUUGGUGUUGAGAUUAAGGCACCUUCAGGAGAAUAA
Molecule: messenger RNA, 1062 nt
Organism: Fusarium keratoplasticum
Lineage: Eukaryota; Fungi; Ascomycota; Sordariomycetes; Hypocreales; Nectriaceae
Exons: 3
Coding region: 1-1062 (353 amino acids)
Biological process (GO): carbohydrate metabolic process
Molecular function (GO): hydrolase activity, hydrolyzing O-glycosyl compounds
Source: RefSeq, a predicted model, not a curated record